This is a messenger RNA of Cygnus olor (mute swan), 1481 nucleotides long. RefSeq names its product CGG triplet repeat binding protein 1 (gene CGGBP1). The transcript is spliced from 3 exons. Gene Ontology annotation, molecular function: double-stranded DNA binding. Gene Ontology annotation, biological process: regulation of transcription by RNA polymerase II. Gene Ontology annotation, cellular component: nucleus. The coding region runs from base 313 to 816 and encodes 167 amino acids. The record is from RefSeq and is a predicted model, not a curated record. Lineage: Eukaryota; Metazoa; Chordata; Aves; Anseriformes; Anatidae.
GCCCUCCCCGGCGGCGGUUGCUAGGCGGGUUGCUAGGGCCCGCCUACCGCGGCCGCCAGCCUGGGUAGGGCCGGCUGCCUGCGCGGCGGCGGGCAGGCCGCGGCGGUAACGGCCGCUAACGGCGGGCGCGGCGACAAGGAGGCGCCCCCCGUCCCCCCGCGGGCUGCCCGGGGUGCAGCGGAGCAGCCGGCGCCGUUUGACAGCCCGCAGCCGCGGCCCGCCCUCCGCCUCCGCACCUGGAGCGCUCCCGUCAGCACAUCGCCGCAUGCUGCCGUCGCCAGCCUUUUUGGGUAGAGCUUACUGAAGGCAGCAAUGGAACGAUUCGGAGUGAAGUCCGCUCCGUCACGUAACCGCUCGAAGACUGCUCUGUAUGUAACUCCUCAGGAUCGUGUAACUGAGUUUGGCAGCGAGCUUCAUGAGGAUGGAGGAAAACUCUUCUGUACUUCCUGCAACGUGGUUCUGAAUCACGUUCGCAAGUCUGCAAUCAACGACCACCUCAAGUCAAAAACGCACACAAAGCGGAAGGCGGAGUUUGAAGAACAGAACGUCAGGAAGAAGCAAAGGACUCUGACGGCCUCCCUUCAGUGCAACAGUACUGCCCAAACAGAGAAAACCAGCGUCAUUCAGGACUUUGUGAAAAUGUGCCUGGAAGCGAAUAUUCCGCUCGAGAAGGCCGAUCAUCCUUCUGUGCGAGCCUUCCUGUCUCGCUACGUCAAGAAUGGUAGUUCGAUACCUAAGUCAGACCAGCUAAGGAAAGCGUACCUGCCUGACGGGUAUGACAAUGAGAACCAACUCAUCAACACCGAAGAUCGUUGAGAAGACUGUUUUCAUCAUCGUUGUGAAGUUUUACAUAUUGAUGGUGUGGUUUAUUUUUAUAUUCAUGCAUAUAUACAGUGUUACAUAUUGGUUUUACAAGAUAUUUUGUAUUAUUGUAGAAAUGACAAUCUAUUUGUGAACUUAGCAGUAUGCCGCAGACUGUUGCUAACCCUGCAGUAGGCUUCAGAACUACGCUGACGUAGAACUCGUGUUGAAUGUAGGGAAGGUGCCUGGCAUACAUCCUGUCUACGUUCAGUCCAGCUGUAACCGACGCUGAGAAAAAGGCACUUGGAUGGAGGACCUCACUUACCUAAACCGUGCAUCUUAGCACGCAAGAAAGAGGACGCAGUAGCAAUUGUUAAUCAUGUCAGUGGAUUGCUUUGUCCAGUAUCCUGUCUGUGAGUGACCAAGAAGUGCUGCACAUUUGAAAUGCAAGAAGCUAUAAGAAUGGUUAGUUAAAAUAUAACUGAUCUGUUGGGGGAGGAUUAUUGUAAAUUCCUAGUCAAGUUGGCUUAUACUCUAAAGCAGGAAAUGUUUUUCUUCUAUAAUAUUCUUACUCUGUUUGAUGGAACUGCCGAUGCGUUCGUUAUCUAGCUUAUAUAGCCGUUCUCGUGUACUGACCUUUGAACUCCACUAUUCUCAUAAAGCCAGGAGUUUUGAAGGUU